Messenger RNA from Pyrus x bretschneideri (Chinese white pear), 2508 nucleotides. Its product is annotated as mitogen-activated protein kinase kinase kinase NPK1-like. The record is from RefSeq and is a predicted model, not a curated record. NCBI's taxonomy places the organism in Eukaryota, Viridiplantae, Streptophyta, Magnoliopsida, Rosales, Rosaceae. Gene Ontology annotation, molecular function: protein kinase activity; ATP binding. Gene Ontology annotation, biological process: protein phosphorylation. The coding region runs from base 161 to 2152 and encodes 663 amino acids. The transcript has 17 exons.
UCAAAAAACUCCUCCACCUUUUUCCCUCCUCCCUCUCUCUCUCUCUCUCUCUCCCCUCCCAAGUUUCUCACUCUACUCUGCCGACCAAAUGAAACCCCAAAUCAACAGCAGAACGUGAACGCUCUCUCAAUCAAACCACACAAACACUCGCAGAAGGGAAAUGCAAGAAAUUUUCGGAUCAGUUCGCCGAUCACUGGUGUUCCGCCCAGCAUCGGACAAUGAAGACUCCCAAGGAGGAACCCUAGUCGACAAGAUCAAUUCCUGCAUUCGGAAAUCCAGAGUCUUCUCCAAGCCCUCUCCGCCGCUUCCAUUGCCGGCAAUGGCGAAGGAAAACGCUCCUCCGAUCCGGUGGCGGAAGGGCGAGUUGAUCGGCUGCGGUGCCUUUGGGCGUGUUUACAUGGGCAUGAAUCUUGAUUCCGGAGAGCUUCUUGCGGUGAAACAGGUUCUGAUUGCGGCAAAUGGCGCUUCAAAGGAGAAAGCACAGGCUCACAUCAAGGAGCUUGAGGAAGAAGUAAAGCUUCUGAAGAAUCUGUCUCAUCCAAACAUUGUUAGAUAUUUAGGUACAGUGAGGGAGGACGAUACCUUGAAUAUUCUGUUGGAAUUUGUCCCUGGUGGAUCCAUAUCAUCACUUUUGGGGAAAUUUGGAUCUUUCCCUGAGGCAGUAAUACAAACAUAUACCAAGCAGUUGCUAUUGGGACUAGAAUAUUUACACAAAAAUGGAAUCAUGCACAGGGACAUUAAGGGAGCAAAUAUCCUUGUUGAUAAUAAAGGAUGCAUCAAACUUGCGGAUUUUGGGGCAUCCAAACAGGUCGUCGAGCUGGCAACCAUUUCUGGUGCUAAGUCUAUGAAGGGUACACCAUACUGGAUGGCUCCUGAAGUUAUUCUCCAGACCGGUCAUAGCUUCUCUGCUGAUAUAUGGAGUGUUGGAUGUACUGUGAUUGAGAUGGCCACUGGAAAGCCUCCUUGGAGCCAACAGUACCAAGAGGUUGCUGCUCUCUUUCAUAUAGGGACAACAAAGUCUCAUCCACCAAUCCCUGAGCACCUAUCCUUUGAGGCGAAAGAUUUUUUGCUAAAAUGUCUGCAAAAGGAACCGCAUUUGAGGUCAGUUGCAUCUGAGUUGCUUCAGCAUCCAUUCGUAACUGGGCAGAAUAUGGAAUCAGAUCCUAUUUUUUGUACUUCUGUCAUGGAAGAUUCAGAACUCCAAUCUCCAUCGUAUUCUCCAAACCUGCACACCUUCGAGAUGUCAACUUGCCCAGAUUCGGAUGAUUUGUGUAAUUUGGGCAGUUUGCAACACUCAACUAUAAAUCCUAACAAGUUGCUGGAAAGUAGAGCCACUUGGGGAAGAAACAGCAAUGAUGAUGAUAUGUGUCAGAUUGAUGACAAAGAUGAUACUAUGGUGGGCGAAGUAAAGCUCAGUUCUUCUUUGAUGCUUGACAACAUCAAGAGCUUUAACCCAAUGUGUGAACCCACUGAUGAUGAGUUGGUGUGCAAGUUUGGUGGAAGUUUACAAACCGAACAAAAUGGAAUGGAUCUGGGUCUGGAUACCAAUCACCAAACUGAUUUUCCUGCGGGUAACUCUGGAACAAUUGGAGAGGGAGAAAAAGAUUUUUCAUUUCCUUGUGGAACAUCACUUGCGGAGGAAGACGAUAUACUUACUGAAUCAAAAAUCACAGCUUUUCUGGAUGAGAAGGCCCUAGAACUUAAAAAGCUGCAAACGCCAUUAUUUGAAGAGUUCUACAACAGCUUGAAUGUAAUUUGCUCUCCAAAUUUUGUGGAUAACUCGCCUGAUGAACCUACCUCAAGGUACUUGAAAUUACCUCCCAAAAGUAGAUCACCCAGUAGGGGAGUAGCUGAUGCUCUUAGUACUGGAAGCCCUGGGAGUAAUGGCAGGCUGGUUUCAAAUAUUGGUAAUGCAAAUGUUCAAACUGCACACGACAUGCCAUCACCUCCAUGCAGUCAGCAAGAGCCAGGCAGUCCAAGUAUGAGCUCCUCUGAGAGAGAGAGGAAGUGGAAAGAAGAGCUUGAUCUAGAGCUUGCGAGAAAGCGAGAGAUGAUGCGCCAAGCAGGUGUAGGAGGGAAAACAUUAUCUCCGAAGGAUCGAGGUUUAAAUCGGCAGAGAGAGCGAACUAGGUUUGCAUCACCAGGCAAAUGACUUAGAAGUCAGUCAUAGCUUCCUGUUGAGAAUUCAUCUUUGGAUUGGAGUUUGGUUCAUAGCAGUAAAUGUCUGUGGUGCUCCGGCUUUUCAAAAUCCAGUUCCACAUGGAAACAGCAGUGCUGCAGCAUCUGAUUCGUCCAAUUCAAUUUCUCUUUGUGCAACCACCUAUAGUGGUAUUGCUUGUAUGUCCUAUCAAAGGCCAAGCUAGUGUAAGCAUGCCUGUAUAUUCUUUUUGGGGCGGGCGAAUUAUUCAUGUUUUCAUGUUUGGUAUCCGGUGAAUAGAAAUUGUAUUAUUGAUUUAGUAAUCUGGAACUUAUGGCACAUGAUAUAUAGAUUGCCACUUUUGAUGUGUG